Fulvia fulva is the source of this 1896-nucleotide messenger RNA. RefSeq lists its product as uncharacterized. Gene Ontology annotation, molecular function: nucleic acid binding. Gene Ontology annotation, biological process: regulation of apoptotic process. The transcript is spliced from 2 exons. The coding region runs from base 1 to 1896 and encodes 631 amino acids. The record is from RefSeq and is a predicted model, not a curated record. Lineage: Eukaryota; Fungi; Ascomycota; Dothideomycetes; Mycosphaerellales; Mycosphaerellaceae.
AUGCCGGAAGCUGAAACGCCGUUUGCCCUUAGCGCGUUCGGCACUUCCCGGCCGUUUGAGACUUUCGUCUCAGCUGCACUUACAUCUCAAGCUUGUCGCCCCCCCCCCCCCCCAAGUUGUCACAAGGUGUACAUCGCACCAACGUCUGACGCAAACCAGGAACAGCCAUCUGCUCUUGAACAUCACGCAUACACUGCCGACAACACUAUCAGCUUGGGCGGUAUCGACGUUGAAGCUCUGAACGCACUCGCGAGGAACGUGCAGGAGCGCCUGAAGGGCGGGUUCGGCGAUUUCCAUGAGGAGGGCAGCCAUAAAGACAACCGCACCGCUCAGCUCCCGAAGCUCACCAAGCUACUCGGCGAGGUCGACAGACUUAACGACAGUCUGCUGAAGCUGGUAGCUACGCGCGCAUCAAGGAGCAACGAUCUACCCGGUAUGACCAGUGGCGCGGGCACAACUGUGCCACUUGGUGGCAAGUCGAAGACGCUCAACACGCGAGUGCAAGAGCUCCAGCACCAGUUCGCGCAGAUGAUGACCCGGAAUGAGCGACUCGAGAAAGACGUCAAGGCCGCCACCACUCAAGCCGAAGAGGCGACCAGAAAGAUGGAGGCAACAAAGCUGGAGAAUGAGACUUUACGCAAAGAUGACGAGAAACAGGGCAAGAAGCUCAAGGAGCUUGAGCGAAAGGGACCAAAAGCCGUGGCUUCCCAAGAUCAGUCACCGUGGGACGAGCAGUUCCAAAGUCUGCAGGUCCAGGUCCAGGCUACUGCGGACAAGAACAAGCGAAUCGAGAAAGUGCUCAACAAGGCUGUCGAUGACGCGGAACAAGCAAAGACGGAUGCAUCGACGGCCAAAGUCGAGAUCGACAUACUUUGCAACACCCUCAAUCAGCAGGGUAAGAGAUUGAGAGAGGCAGAAUCGAAGGAACCAGGGACUACGCUGUUCACCAGCGCUUUUGCGCCCUCAAAUGCGACACACUGGCACGACCGGCUCAAUGGUCUGCAGCAGCAAAUUGACACAGCACACAACAACGCCGAGACGGGUUGCAAAGAGGCUAUGGUAGCUCAAGCACAAGCCCAGGCGAUCUCCGCUGCCCACGACAAGACCAGAUCGAGACAUACCCGUGCCAUUAUCUCGAUGAGAGACCAGAUCAAGAAGACCGACGAGCGCCUCGAUCUAGUUCUUGGCGAUGACUCCGAUGUCGGUGUACCACUGUGGGUACCUACGACAUUCAAGCAACGAACUCUGGAAUGCCGCAUCAACAAGAUCGAGACAUACACCACCCGAAUGAGCCGACGCACACCAGAGCUUCCAGCGAUUUUGAUGUGGAAUAUCUGCCCAUGUCUAUCACUGAACAACAGAUCGAAGACGCAAUUGAUGCGAUUCCCUCGCACCAAACUGUCUACCCAUCGUAUCUCUUCUACAACUACAACGGACGUCAAGGGAGGAACAGCCGUGGUCGAUUUCAAGGACCAGACGGAUGCCAAUGAAGCGGUCAGAAUGGAUGGCAUGAUGAUCGGAGGCCAAAAGGUGUCAGUGCAAGAAGUCUUCUACCCGCAGGAUGAUACCAUCAUCGGUCAUUACAGCGGCUGGAUCCUGCUAUCGGGUGGUUGGGAAGGCCUGUUGGGCUCUCAGCCAUUCAUCCCCGAUGCUGUGUCGUAUAUCGGCGAGCCUUCGUCUACGCUUAUCCGUGAGUUCCUGCACAGUGUCGCCAACUUUCACGGCGAUAUGAAGAUCAAGAUGGCUAUGGACAGCACGGACAAGUGCUGUAUGUAUGUGUUGGUCAAGCUGGCGGAUGAAGUGGAGGUGACUAGGGCGUUUCGGAUGCUGCACGGACAGGAGUUUUCCAGGGGUGCGAUGCAUGUCGGCAUUGUGCAAGGUUACGAUGGGACUUGA